AUGUUAUCAACUGCUCAACAACCACAUAGAAGAGGUCAUCGUCACAAGAGAUCUGCUGCUAUUAGUGGUGAUUUUGAUUCUAUUGGUAUGGAUUUUUUCAAAUCUCCUCCUUCAAAUACUAUAAUUCAAGAUAAUAAAGAAAUUGAAAUUAAUUCUUUACCAAAAGAUUAUAGUUUCGGUUCGAAAAGAUUUAAUCAACCUCAACCUCCUUCUUUAGUUAUAACUGAUGAAAAUAAUCAAAUUGAAAAGGCAAAUCAAUCAAAUACAUCAAGAAAUACAUCAAACACAUCAAAUACAAAUUCUUCAUCAUCUCCCAUGAAAAAACAUACAAGACUAAAUUCUUGGGCUCAUUCUUUAAUGAAAAAAGAUGAACCAAAACAACCACAACAAUCACAACAACAACAACAAACUUAUCAAUCUCCUUCACCAAAUGAUUCUUAUAAAUCAAAUCAAUUCAUUUAUGGACCUGCUCCAACUUCAAAUUCUCAAUAUUAUGAUAUCCCAGAAGCUAUAAUUGAUCUUGAUAAAGCUCAAGAAUUAAUUUAUGAUCCAAAUAAUAUUAAUUCAAUUCCAAGAAAAAAAUUUUUACAUAGAAGAACUGAAUCUGCUCCUGAAUUAGAAGAUUUUUUAAAAUUUAAAGUUUUCUCUAAUGAUCAAAAUAAUCAAUUAAAUAAAAAUAAUGACUUUAUGAAUAAUGAUAAUAAUAAUAAUAACAAUACAUUGACUACCAAUAACAAUAAAAACUCUAAGAACAGUGCAAUUUUUGAAGAAGAUGAAGAAGAUGAAGAUGAAGAUAUAAUUAGUUCAACUUCUUCAGGUUUAGAUUCAAAUUUAACAAAUUUACCAAAAAAUGAAUCAACACAUUCUUUAAAUUCAAAUAAUUCUUUAAAUUUUAAAUUACAAAGUCCUGCUACAAUGAAUUCAAACUCAAAUUCAAUUUUUAAUACUCCAACUUCAAUUAAAACAAAUCAACAACAACAACAACAACAAACUACUGCACGUCGUGGUGGGGCAAAUGCUGCAAGAUAUCAAUCAUAUUAUAAAAAUUCAUUAGCUUUAUCAAAUGCUUUAAAAUCUUCAGAAUCUUUAUCACAAAUAACUGGAAGUACAAAUGGAACUGGUGCUCAAAGUUUAAAUAAUAAAUCUUCAAUUUCAAGUUUUGGUCAAAAUUCUUCUUUAUAUAAAAAUCAACAUUUAUCAUCAGCUUCUUCUUCUAUAACAUCAUCAUCUGCUUUAAAUUCUCCUUCAAGAUUUAAAUUUGAAUCAAAAGUUUAUGAUAUGCCUGAUAAAGAAGAUGAAAGACAUACAUUUAAUCAAUCAUCUACAUCAUCAUCUACAUCACGUCCACAAGCAUCAAGUACAAAUAUUUCAUCACCAAUAAGUUCAUCAUCAAUAACAUCACCAACAAAACCUUCAAGACAAAUUUAUAUUCAUAAAAAAUCAAAUUCUUUAUUAAAUUCAAUAAAUUUUAAAAUUCGUCGAAAUUCAAAUAAUUCAUUAAAUUCAAAUUUAUUAUCAUCAAUUUCAAAAUCUUCAACAAGUUUACAAAAUGAAGAAAAUAAUGAACAAGAUCAAGAUGAAGAAAUUGGUGAUAAAACUUUAACACCACAAUUUAAUUUUGGUGAACCAGGUCCUGAAUUAGAUUUAAUUACAAUGACACCAAAAAUUAAUAAAAUAAAUAAAAAUUCAUCUCCUGAUUUAAAUAAUUAUCAGGAUUUCGAAAUCACACCAAAAUCAAUUAAAUCUGAUGCAAUUCAAGAAACUCCAAAAAGAACAAAUCAUAAAAAAUUUUUCAAUUGGUUGAAAAAAUAA
Molecule: messenger RNA, 1812 nt
Organism: Hansenula ciferrii
Lineage: Eukaryota; Fungi; Ascomycota; Saccharomycetes; Phaffomycetales; Wickerhamomycetaceae
Exons: 1
Coding region: 1-1812 (603 amino acids)
Source: RefSeq, a predicted model, not a curated record